AAUGAAGGCGGCAGUAAAAUCAGAAAGCAUUAUAAAACUACAUGUGUACAGAUCUUAGUGGUUCCAUAGCAUCGCCAGAUGUUAAACUAAAUCUAGGAGGUGGAGGAGGAGAGUUCAUCAAAGAAUCUUCUGCAACUACAUUCCUGAGACAAAGAGGGUAUGGCUGGCUUCUGGAAGUAGAAGAUGAUGACCCAGAAGAUAACAAGCCACUUCUGGAGGAACUAGACAUUGAUCUGAAAGAUAUUUACUACAAAAUUCGAUGUGUGCUGAUGCCUAUGCCAUCACUUGGGUUUAAUAGACAAGUAGUGAGAGACAAUCCUGAUUUUUGGGGUCCUCUGGCAGUUGUUCUCUUCUUCUCUAUGAUUUCAUUAUAUGGACAAUUCAAGGUGGUUUCUUGGAUUAUAACUAUUUGGAUAUUUGGAUCCUUGACAAUUUUUUUAUUGGCCAGGGUUCUUGGAGGAGAAGUUGCAUAUGGCCAAGUUCUUGGUGUGAUAGGAUAUUCUCUACUUCCACUCAUUGUAAUAGCACCUGUCCUUCUGGUUGUUGGAUCGUUUGAGGUUGUAUCUACACUAAUAAAACUGUUCGGAGUCUUUUGGGCUGCAUACAGUGCUGCUUCAUUGCUGGUUGGAGAAGAAUUUAAGACCAAGAAACCCCUUCUGAUUUACCCAAUUUUUUUGUUGUAUAUCUAUUUCUUGUCCUUAUAUACUGGGGUGUGAUAUAGUGUUGGAUGUAGUCAGAAAUAAUACUUCAUACACAUGCAGACUGGUAAGGCAUAAGAUUAAAAUGGUUGCAGAAAAUAACAAGCAGCUGUGCUCUAUCCAGUUGUCAGGAGGUUUUGAGAUCUAAACCAUGUGUGUAUAUUAUUUAAUUCAGCAACUGUAGCUAUAUAGAUUUGUAUCAAAGUUUUAGGUUUGUUUAAGACUCUCCAGAUUUUAAUGAACAAAAUAUAAGAAUCUUGUGUUUUAUAAAAUUGUGUAGCAAAAAUACAUCUUGACACCUGUGCCAAAAAUACCAGAUGACCAUGUUAUAUUGAAAGGGUGUGAAAAAAUAUUAGUCUCAAAGUGCAAUUUUUCUUUUUGGUUAAAUACAGCUGGAUUUUUUUGGCACAGCAAAUUCUGUAGAUAUCUAUUUAUGAACCAGUCCUAAUUGUUCACAAAACAGUCUGUAUAAAUUGAGAUAUUCAAAUAUUAUUUUAAUUUAGUGCCUCAUAUCUUUGAUUUGGCUAUUGAGUUUUAUAAAUUCUAAUUUUUUUAAAAAAACUGUACAUAAUACAUAUUUUGUAUCUACUCCUUGUGCACAUCAUCGGUACUCCUUGGUUGAGGGUGUACACUGGGUUUAAACACUUGAACACUCAACUAUUUGAGAAGGAGCAAGUAGUAUAGUGUGACACCAACUCAUUAAAUUGCUUAUUUGCAGAAUCAGUACACUUUAUUUUAUACUUAACAAUGAGAAUUUAAGUCACACAGAAACAACUUUGUCAACUGAAGCAUUGGAGUAGUAAUAUGGGAGAAGGAAGAUGAUCUUUCAAAUUUUUGUGAUCUUGAGAAAUGUUUUGCAAUGACAAAAUAAACAGGAUGCAUCCUUUACCUUGUUUUAUAAAGCCUUGUUCUGUUUUGCUUUCAGAAGCACAUUGUUUAACAGGUCUUUCCCCCCACCAAAUAUACCAAUCAUGUAUAAAGUAAAAUGUUUAGUUGUUGAUUUUUUUUUUGUUUGUUUUUUUUUUAAGGCCUGAUUCUGCCUCUGAGUAGAUGAGGCAGAAUCACAGUCAUAAUAAGUAACACAUUUUGAUUAUCAAAAGAUUAUGUAAUAACAUUAUGACUUAUUAAAUAUUUACCUGUGUAUGUUGUAUAAAUGGUUUCUAUAGUUGUCCUUGUUGACAGUAUUCAUGUAAAAUGAGUCUUCACAAAUAGCAAGUCUGUUGAAGCUAACUUCGCAUGAUGCCAGCUUUCUCGAAGCAAAGUUGUUUGUAAUCUUUAGUAUCUAACCCUUGCAGAUAUUGGUAAGUUGUGUCUAAGUUGCAAAAACAUCUUUUUGGGAACCCUUUUUAAAAAAGAGGUAACUUCAGGCAUCUUCAUUCUGAUGUAUUACAUGCAAAAAUAUCAAGUGCUAGGUAAUAUGAAGGGCUCUUAGCUCCCACACUAUACAAGCUUUUGUAUGUGAGUUUGUUCUGCAUAUAUUAGACAGUUAUGUCUGUCUGCAUAACUUGGAACUUUAUUAAAUGAUAUAAUUUCCUACUUGAUAAUGGAAUUAUUGAUUAAAAAUUUGAACUUUAAAAACUCUCAGUCAAGGGAAACUAAUUAAGUCACUGCUUAGGAUCCUGGAGACUAGACUAAAUUAUUUCAGGGUAGUACUGGACAAAUGCUAUGAUAGCAAAUCCUAACUUUGCUAGGAUAGGUCUCACAAUACACUUAAAAAGUAGGAUAAUUGUAGUACAAUAACUUUUAAACUAUGUUUUAAUGUAAUUGUUGGCAGAAUUGGAAAUAAAAAAUUUUGUAGUUCAACAAAUAGGUGUUCUAAAAGUAACUGCAGCUUAUUGAAGCCGUAUAGACAUCUACUGAUGUAUUUUCUAGCUACUUUAUUUCACAAUCUUUUAUAGUAAAUGCAGUUCAUAUUCCCAGUGGUUUUGAGAGUAUUUGUGCCCUGUUAAAGUGGUAUAUGUGCACUAGCAGCACAACUGUAUUUUGACUUUAUCCAGAACCAUGUUUGAUUGAUGUGGUCUUUUAUCUUUACAAUUUUAGGGCUAUAUUUUCAUCUUUAAUAGGGAGAUCCAAUUACAACUUUAAACUUUUAAGUAAUCAAGAUAUUUGUGAAUAAUUACAAUUAAAUACAUAAAACACUAGGAGUUAGCAUGCUUAGGAGUUGGUGAUCAUUGUGUUAUUUACAUACCCGGUUCCUUUUCAUGUCGGCUUAACAUUUCUCUAAGUAUUUUGUUUUAUGCUAUUAUCUUCUAGUUGCUGUUUUAACUAUUCCUUUCUGCAAACAUAGUAUCUGUAUAUACAAUAUGUAAUGUAGAUAUAUAUGCAUUAGACAUAGUAAAUAUUUUAUACACAAUUGCAGAUUUGCACCUUUUACCUAAAAAAAUGUUUACUUUCACAUUUUGCAUAUAUUAUGCAAGGAAUCUGUACUUAAACACUUCUCAAAUGGCGCCCAAUAGUUUGUUAUAACUCGUAUUUUUAGAUCAGGUAUGUAUGUAAAUACAGCGUAAGAUGUAUUUUAUAAAGAUUUUGAAUUAAACUUGUUUACGUAAUGUAAAAAGC
Messenger RNA from Alligator sinensis (Chinese alligator), 3257 nucleotides. It is a transcript of the gene YIPF4, whose product is annotated as Yip1 domain family member 4. Lineage: Eukaryota; Metazoa; Chordata; Crocodylia; Alligatoridae. The transcript has 6 exons. The coding region runs from base 42 to 716 and encodes 224 amino acids. The record is from RefSeq and is a predicted model, not a curated record. Gene Ontology annotation, biological process: endoplasmic reticulum to Golgi vesicle-mediated transport; vesicle fusion with Golgi apparatus. Gene Ontology annotation, cellular component: membrane; trans-Golgi network.